Cuculus canorus (common cuckoo) is the source of this 13279-nucleotide messenger RNA. RefSeq names its product thyrotropin releasing hormone degrading enzyme (gene TRHDE). Gene Ontology annotation, molecular function: zinc ion binding; peptide binding; metalloaminopeptidase activity. The record is from RefSeq and is a predicted model, not a curated record. The transcript has 19 exons. Gene Ontology annotation, biological process: peptide catabolic process; proteolysis. Lineage: Eukaryota; Metazoa; Chordata; Aves; Cuculiformes; Cuculidae. Gene Ontology annotation, cellular component: cytoplasm. The coding region runs from base 136 to 3228 and encodes 1030 amino acids.
GGCGGCGCAGCGGCGUGUGUGUGUGCGCGUCCCCACCCCGGCCGAGCGCCCCGCCGCCGCCUCGAAGCCUCCCAUGCCUUCGGGGCCCCCUCGGGGGGCGGCGGCCCCGCGGGAGGCGGGGGCGGCGCUGCCGUGAUGGCUUUGGAGGAGAAGCGGGAGAAGCGGCCGCCCGUCACCCCCAUGAUGAUCGAGGAGGAGGCCGCCCUGCGGAACGGCAGCCGCCCCUGGGCCGAGCCGGCGGGGCCGAGACCCCGCACCACGGAGCGGCACAUCGCCGUGCACAAACGCCUGGUGCUGGUCUUCGCCGUCUCCAUCCUGGCGCUGCUGGCCGUGACCAUGGUGGCCGUGCUGCUCAGCGUCCGCUUCGAGGAGUGCGGCACCGCCGCCGCCGACGGCGGGAACGGGAGCCUGCCGGGGGCCGCCCGGCAGCCGCCCGGAGCGGGGCAGCCCCCCGGCCGCCCGGAGCACGGGGAGGAGGCGGCGGUACCGGCCGAGGAAGAGGAGGAGGGAGAGGAGGAGGAGGAGGAGGAGUGGCAGCGGCGGCGGGAGCUGCCGCCCUGGGCCCGGCCGCGGCUGCCCGGGCACCUGCGGCCGCUGCACUACAACCUGAUGCUGAGCGUCUUCAUGGAGAACUUCACCUUCAGCGGGGAGGUGAACGUGCAGCUGGAGGUGCUCAACGCCAGCCGCUACGUCGUGCUGCACGCCCACCGCAUGCACAUCGAGGCGGUGCGCGUGGCCGAGGACAAGCUGGCCGGCGGCGUGCAGGUCGCCCGCUCCUUCCUCUACCCGCAAACCCAGGUGUUCGUCGUCGUCCUCAACCGCAGCCUGGAGGUGCAGAGAAGUUACAACCUCAAGAUCAUCUACAACGCCCUCAUCGAGAACGAGCUGCUGGGCUUCUUCCGCAGCUCCUACGUCCUCCACGGAGAGAGAAGGUUUCUUGGUGUUACGCAAUUUUCUCCUACUCACGCUAGAAAAGCCUUUCCUUGCUUUGAUGAGCCCAUCUACAAGGCCACUUUCAAGAUCAGCAUCAGGCAUCAAGCAACUUACUUAUCUUUGUCCAACAUGCCAGUUGAAACUUCUGUUUUUGAGGAAGAUGGAUGGGUUACAGAUCACUUUUCACAGACCCCUCUCAUGUCCACGUAUUACUUAGCUUGGGCAAUAUGCAAUUUUACAUACCGGGAAACUGUCACCAGGAGUGGAGUAAUUGUACGGUUAUAUGCAAGGCCUGAUGCAAUCCGAAGAGGAUCGGGGGACUAUGCUCUAAAUAUUACAAGGAGACUUAUUGAAUUUUAUGAAGAUUAUUUUAAAGUGCCCUAUUCCCUGCCAAAAUUAGAUCUGUUAGCUGUGCCUAAACAUCCCUAUGCUGCUAUGGAGAACUGGGGACUGAGUGUUUUUGUGGAGCAAAGGAUACUGCUAGAUCCAAGCAUUUCUUCUAUUUCAUACCUACUGGAUGUCACCAUGGUCAUUGUACAUGAGCUAUGUCAUCAGUGGUUUGGCGACCUUGUUACUCCAGUUUGGUGGGAGGAUGUGUGGUUGAAAGAAGGUUUUGCUCACUAUUUUGAAUUUGUUGGGACAGAUUACCUCUACCCUGGAUGGAACAUGGAAAAGCAGAGGUUUCUGACAGACGUCCUACAAGAAGUGAUGUUGCUGGAUGGUUUGGCCAGUUCACAUCCAGUAUCCCAGGAGGUGCAGCAAGCCACAGACAUUGACAGGGUAUUUGACUGGAUUGCCUAUAAAAAGGGUGCAGCUCUAAUUCGAAUGUUGGCUAACUUUAUGGGUCACUCUGUGUUUCAACUGGGCUUACAAGACUAUUUAACUAUUCACAAGUAUGGCAAUGCAGCCAGAAAUGAUCUCUGGAACACAUUGUCAAAGGCUUUAAAAAGGGUUGGAAAAUCUGUAAAUAUACAAGAAGUAAUGGAUCAAUGGACACUACAGAUGGGUUAUCCUGUUAUCACUAUCUUGGGAAAUGAAACUACGGACAAUGUCAUAGUGAUCUCCCAAGAGCGUUUUGUUUAUGAUAGUGAUGCUAAACCCAAGGAUCCUGCCCUUGGAGACAACAGCUACUUGUGGCAGAUUCCAUUAACAAUUGCAGUAGGAAAUACGAGCCACAUCUCAUCAGAGGCAAUUAUAUGGGUGUCUAACAAAUCAGAACACCACAGAAUUCCUGCUUUGGAAGAGGCAAAUUGGUUGCUGGGGAACAUCAACCAGACUGGCUACUUUAGAGUUAAUUAUGAUAUUAGGAAUUGGAGGCUGCUAAUUAAUCAGCUAACAAGGAACCAUGAGGUUAUCUCUGUCAGUAAUCGAGCAGGCUUGAUCGAUGAUGCAUUCAAUUUAGCCAGAGCUGGUUAUUUGCCUCAGAAUAUUCCUUUGGAAAUUAUCAAAUACCUUUCAGAGGAGAAGGGUUUUCUGCCUUGGCAUGCUGCCAGCCGAGCUCUUUAUCCUCUAGAUAAAUUGCUGGACCGCACAGAAAGCUACAACAUCUUCAAUGAGUAUAUUUUAAGACAAGUUGCAUCAAUGUAUCUCAAGCUUGGAUGGCCAACGAAUAAUUUAAACAAAUCGCUUGUUCAAGCAUCCUACCAACACGAAGAGUUGCGUCGGGAAGUCAUCAUGUUGGCCUGUAGCUUUGGUAACAAACACUGUCACCAGCAGGCUGCAACGUUAAUCUCUGAUUGGAUUUCUAGCAAUAGGAACCGAAUCCCACUCAAUGUGAGAGACAUUGUCUACUGUACUGGAGUUUCACUGAUGGAUGAAGACGUAUGGGAGUUCAUUUGGAUGAAAUUUCAUUCUACCACAGCAGUGUCUGAGAAGAAAAUAUUAUUAGAAGCCUUAACUUGCAGUGAUGACAGAAACUUGCUUAACAGACUUUUGAAUUUGUCUCUCAACUCAGAAGUUGUCCUGGAUCAGGAUGCAAUUGAUGUGAUAAUCCACGUAGCUCGAAAUCCACAUGGAAGGGAUCUUGCUUGGAAGUUUUUCAGAGAAAAAUGGAAAAUAUUAAAUGCUAGGUAUGGAGAAGCAUUAUUUAUGAAUUCGAAGCUUAUCAGUGGGGUCACAGAAUUUCUAAAUACCGAAGAAGAACUAAGAGAGCUAAAGAACUUUGUAAAGAGUUAUGAAGAGGGAUCUGCUGCCUCUUUCUCUCGUGCUGUGGAAACAGUGAAAGCCAAUGUGCGGUGGCAAAGGCUUUAUAAAGAAGAACUAUUCCAGUGGCUACGAAAAUCCUUAGCACACUAAUCUGUUUUUCCAGCUGAUCAUUUAAUGUGAAGCUCUGCAAAAGGAAGAGAAGAAAUUUUAGAAUUGUUGAACAUUAAAAUAAUGAAGAAAAGAUCAGAUUGCAGGGAGAGGGUUUUAUUUCUUUUCUUUUUUUCUUAAUUGUGGGAUAUUUUUUUACACUGGGCUCUUGUGAAAUUGUCAAGAAGAUUUCAGAAGACAAGGUCAUGAAUGCUUGUGAAAUCCAGUCCUCAGUGUACACAGCCAGACAUGAUAUUAAGUGGUGCAUGUAAAUGUUGAAGAAAAACAAACAAAAACCCUUUCAAAGACUAUUUUGUGCAUGCUUGUACUGUCCCUGCCUGUAUUCUAGCAUGCUUAUGUAUAACAGCCGCAUUUUGUAUGUGAGUUCCAGUUACAUCGAAGAUGGGCAUUAUACAAAGCACAAAGACUAUCUACGACAAUCAGUGUUGCAAUGAGCAAAAGGAAAGAAAAGAAAAGGAAAUGCAGAAGACAUUCAGCUUGGGGCAGUAUGAAAUGUAAAGUCAGCUUUCCUGCAAGCUGCCAAUUAGUCUGCUAAGAGACACUCAUUGUCUCUUGAUGAUUACAAAGAUGCCAGCUCAUUUCUUGAGUUACCAGUUAUUGUGUUUACAGUCUCCACAUCCCCAUGUUUAAAUAAGCAGCAUAGAGAGCGAGAAGAGAGAGGAAGAGGAGAGGGAGAGAGAAAAUGAGAAUAAGAGAGAAGGACGUCAUCCAUGUGUAAUAAUUAUAUACAUUUAUUCACUGCUGAUCAGUGGAACAGUGUAGUUUUAGCUGUGAAUGUCUGCAGUGUUUGAGGGGAGCUUUGCAUUGAUUGCACAGAAUCCAUAAACCACCACUUCCCAGUAAUUUUACAAGGCAGUGGUAUUCACAGUGGGUCUCCCAACCAGCGCAGCAGUAAGUUAUACAGCCGAUAAUGCAGAAGUAUAAAUAAACAUAGGAUUCAAAUAGAAAUUAGCAAGCAGGGAGAAUACCUUGCAUACAAAGACAUAAAAUUAACCAAGAGGGCUGUCGUGCAUGUGGUAGACCAGCCUCUGUAGUGAUUUAUUAUGACAGGUCAGGUUCUCUGUGUGGGUAAUACUUUUGCAAAUACGGGAUGUAGAAUUUAUGCCAACUUUGAAAAGCGAAAUAUGGAGAAAGAGAGAGAGAGAGAGAGACUCUGUAUGUGUGUGUGUGUUUGUGUGUGUGUGUUUAUUUGUACUGGCUAAUACUGAGAACGUGCUUUUCUUUCUGUUUCCUUGUAUUUCACAUAGACUGUUAUAGAUGACUGAUACUUUUCUUAGUCCUAUGUUUGUUUCAUUUUUCUCAAUCCUUAAUUUAAAAGAUCAGUGAGACAGUGGGACUGCUACUUGACUAUGACCAUCUGCACCAUUGUUGCUAAAUGUUGAGGAAAAAAACAAAAGAGGCCAAAUACUUUCCCAUGUUUGCAACAUGGAGUGAAAAAAAAAAAUCCCACUAAACUACAGAGACUUUUCAGGAGAUAGUUUGCAGCAACUUCAGAGUUGGAAUGUAAAUGUAUGACAGUGUUUCUUUAUCCCAUCCCAGCCUAUCACAACCAUCUGACCACAUCAUGGCCUUAUACACUGGGAAUGUGUGGUCAGACACAGUAGAAAACAGCCAUUCUACCUGGUUGUUUCCUUCACAGGGUGUGGAAGUUACUAACAUGCUGUACAGUUGCAGUUCGUUAUCCCCAGUGAGUUGUGAAUUGAAAUGUUAACGCAAAAAGAACCAAACCCAAACAUCUCUGGAUACUAUCAGACUUGCAUGGAGAUUGUACUGUUUUGAGAGCUCUCAUUCCCAUGCUACUCUGUUCCUUGAGAAAUGGUAAACACAUCCCAUAAGUAAGUUGUCAUACCUGUCUUGAGUCUAUUAUUUUGUGUCCUUUACUGUGCAGAGGAUGCUGUUUGUGGACUGAGUGCAUGGAAUCCUUGUGUGGGCAUUCGGUCCACUGUUUGGUGCUGUGUAGCACUGCACGUUAGCUUGACUACGUAUAACCAAAAGAAGAGGGAACCCUGUGCCCUUUUGCUGUUAACUCUUUGCCUUAUAGUAAGCCCUAAACCUUUGUGCUAUGUUGCAAUGAUAGUGAACCUAAUGCCCAGAGCUGUUAUAUCCACGUUGAAUGAAAUCCUCCUUCUCCUGUGUAUUUUACCUACCUCACAGGGGUGUCGUGAGGCUUGACUAAUCUUAGCAAAGCACUUGAAUAUCCUCUGAUGAAAGGCAUUUAGAAGUACAAAGUAUUAUUUUAUGUGGUUGACCAAACUCAACCUCAAUGCUGGUAUGUAGCAUCAUGUUUUUAAUUUCUGCUCAACACAUGCAGAUUUGCUAUAAUAAAAAAGCAAGCCAAAUAUUCUAUAAUAUAGCCUCUAUCCUGUAAGAAGGCCAAAAUUAUGAUAUCCAAAGAAUGUGCAGAGAACCAAGCCCUCAAAAAUGAAUUUCUUUGAGGAUUUCAGAGAAAAGAAAUGUGCGUAAUGGUCUGUCCCUUUGAAAUUUUGUUCAAGAUUGGUGUUGGUAACUUUUCUUUUUCAACACCACGGAUUAAACCACAUAACUCCAGAAUGCACAUAGAAGCUUCUGGUCUUGCCUCUGAUAAAGGACAGGCUAACAAUAUGUUCCAAAUCAAAAGUUUAUUUCAGCCUGUGUGUACUGCACAGUGCCCAGGAAUUUUUACUUUUGCUCAUUUAAAUUGAAGUUCUUGCACAUUUAGCUAGUGUUGGAUGUAAAUUAAUAUUUUUGUGGCCUUGAACAACUGGUCUACCACAGAUAGCAAGCCCUAGGUCUAUCUAUUAUACAUACUUAUCAAUGUAUUGCUAAUAACUGUUGUAUUCUAGAAAUGCUUAUAUAGCUAAGGUUGACUUGGCCUUGCCAUUAUGAUCCCCUGUUAUUUUAUUUUUUUAUGUUUUGGUUUUUGCUGUUUCAUGCUCAAUCAGGAUUCAAUUUAAAUGGACUAAAUCCAACAAAACUAUAGUUGUUUUCUAUGACAUUCCUCCCCCCCCUCAAUUUAAUUAUAUGCCUUUAGAAACUUUUUCUAAUAAUAAGUUCCACACAACUGUGUGUUAAAGAAUAUUUGAUACCUCAUGGAAAACUCUAAUACAGUCUGCUUAGAAAAAUCUAUUCAUCUUAUUGAUUUUCUUUCUCCUUUACCAGUCCUUUUCUUCCUUUGUCCUUAUCUGAAGAUUGGCCCAUUUUUAUAGUUUGGAUUGUGAUUAGGAAGCCAAAUAUCCCAAACCUUUUAGCAUUUUCAAAUCAAGGGUUUAAUUUUGUCCUUUCUAGUGAGAGGAGAUGCUGCAAAAUAUGGAUCCGUUGUGGAUAUGGACCUCACCCAAACCUAGGGCAUCAUUUUAUAGAGAUUUGAUGAAUCCUGUAUCUAUAAUCAGCCUUUGUAUGACUCAGGAUCCUUUGCAGUUAUUAAUUGUUAUGGCUUACUAAAUCAUAUAGGAAGAAGACAUAUAAACAGACAUGAUUUUAUGCCAGCAUAAUGAUAUCCGAAUUGUAAAAUUGCCUAUUGUAUUGUAAUGACACUUGGCCACUAGAAAUAUCUCAGCCUAUUACUUUGUAGCUGGUAGAAAUUUUCAUGUAUCCACUGCUAAUAGCUGUUAAAAUGAAAGUAGGUACUAAUUGUGACUAGGACAGAACAAUGUGAAAACAUUCUUCUGAAAUGAAAUGUCACUUAUGCUAUAAUUGGGAGUACUCGGACAUUGAUUUUGAUGAAAAAAACUUCAUAUGUCCUUAAGUACAUACAAAUUUGUGACCUUUGGUGAUCUUUUCAGUGAAUGUAGCAAGAAUACUGAUAAUACAUUGGAAACUGAAGAUGAAUUCUGUGUAGCUCUUGGGUUGUUGAAGAUAUUUCACCAAGCUUUACAGCGUCAAAGGAAAUAUCUCCACUGAUGCAGAAGGGUGCUUUCACAGCAAAAAACUAUACAAUUAAGUCCUUAGUAGUAAAGAAUAAUAAUACUCCCUCAUAUAUAUAUACACAUGUGUAUAUAUAUACAUAUAUAUAUAUGUACACAUCUAUAUAUAUUUAAUAAGAAAAAUUCUCUGUAGAGAUAAUUUUCCCAUUAAAUGUCAGUAAGUCUGAUUAUUUGGAUAAAAUUAAGUGAAGACAAUAUUUGCAGAUGAAGCUGCCUUUAUGUAGAUACCUGCAUAAUAAGUUUCUGGUUUUCCACGUGAUUAUAGCUGAUACUGCGGUCAAUGAAAAUAGACUUUGAGUCAAACAUGCAACUUUCUCCUUGAGGAAAAGGUAUGUGGCGUUGCAAGCUGUUUAUGUGUAUAAUCAACUUACCACCAAUUCUGUUAUGAGGACUCAUCAUAUCAGGCUCCCUGUCCUAAGCAGGAUUUAUAGUCACAGUGUCAGUAUGUACAUGAAAGACUGAAAAGACCAUCCUGAUUGUCGAGACUGUUUGCCCAGCGCUGGAUGCAGCAGUCCAAAAACUGCUGGCUGCAUCAUCCACUGCUGUCGCCAGCCCACCCAGGUCAGGAAGGCAGAUGGGAACCACUGAAGUGCAGAGAGGCUCCAUCCAAGUUUCUCUCAGCUAGAUGGAAAGGACAGAAGGUCCCUUUGCUGGUUAUGGAUUGUGAGUAAUCUUCAGACGUUGAUAUCAUUGCCUUGUGCUGACAGGUAACAGAGGUCCAGCUAGUGAGCCUGCAUUGUACAGAAAAGUCUAAAUCCCUGAGCUCUGGUCACCCCAACUGGAAAAUAUUCACAAAAAUAUUUGUAAAGGGCUAGAAUAUUAUAUUGUCCAUACUCCAGGAGUAAUUUUGAACCAUCAAGUAUUUUUUUCAAGUAUGCCUAAUAACACGGCCUUUUCCUUUGUAAUAUUUUUGUUAAUGUUGAAAAUGUGCCAUCAGUUUCUCCGGCCUUUUCCUAACAAAUAGUUUUGAAGGAUGUCACUAAAAAUUAUUUGUGGUAAUAAUAGUAGUAAUAGUAGUUACGGUACUAAUACUACAAAAAUUUCCUAUGUGUGUGCAAACCUGUAUGCACCAUUGACUGUGCAGUUCCCUUCUUGCAUGCAAAACUAUAAAAAAUCAGCCACUUCGUGGAAGCUUCUACCUAUCUUGAAACCAAUUCUUAGUGAAACCACUGUGACUUGAGCAAGUAGUCCAUGCUGACAUGAACAAUUCAGUUUUCCAUGAGAAGGAAGGAGAAAAUUGAGUGCUAUGUAUAGGGAUUUUUCACCAAAAUAAGGCCACAUGCCCUAGCUGGAGCAGAAUUUUAAAAUCAAGUUUAUUUUUCUGUCUUUAUACUGGCAGUGGAUGGUAGCUCAACCUCAGGAUAUCCCCACACAAUAAUGCAGUUGAGGAUGUUAUAAAACACGUGUGGAGCCAGUUUCAUUGAGAUGUGUUAAAGGAGAAACACCCACAGGAACAAGUGCUGUAGGGCAGACCCAAUGUCAUUUCUCAGAAAAAGCACAUUUAGGUUUGACUGAUUUGUACCUAGUGAAUUAAGUGUGACUUUACCAAGCAGCAUUUCUGAAUGCUUUGCUUAUCUUCUGUGCACUGUUUCCUAAGGAUAUCAAAGCAAUGUUGGUAGACAACGCAGAGAUGAACAGCCUUAUAAAAGCAGAGGGGACUGUGCUGCAGCAGGCAGUCAUGAGCCAGGAGGCUUUAGCCAGAGUGCCCCAGCAUUUCCUGGAGAGCAUCACUUGGAUUUGCCUGAUAAGGAUAACCUUGGUACAACGGAUGAGGCCAGGAGCCAACGUGCAGUCUCAGUUCUCUGUGAUAUGUUUCGGUCCACUUAAUAUGUUAAUUUUUGUAAUUUCAAAAUAACCUGUAGCCAGACUGCUAGCACAUGUGUGGCUGCAGAUCCUCGACUGGUGCACAGUGAAGUAGAUCCAUUGAAGUGACUGAUGUGAAUUGCAGCUGAGGAUCUAACCCAUUGCUUUCAAAACAGCCCCCUGAAGUGACAGCUGGGCUGGUGUACAACACGUUUCGCAUAUUUGUAUCUAUGUUUCAGUAGCAUAUAUUGGAUGACGAAUGUUUUUUGUUUUCCUUUUGCUUUUUGUUAGAAUAAUACUUUUUCCAGUCUGAUAAAGCUUUAUGAUAUGCUUGGAGAACUGCAGAAUAGUGUACUGUGAAGAAUGUGGCUACUACCCUCUCUUUUUCCUGCAAAUAGUAGAUUACAGCCGAGAUGGACUUCCUUGGACUUAGACACUCUGUGAAAAAAAGAUAUUCUGACAGUUUCUAAUGGAAACAUCAUUGUAAUUACUGUAUAACUACCCUGUACAAAGACAGCUUUAUUAUAUGUGUAAAUGUAAUUUUGCUAUGUUGUUUUUAUGUUUGAGGGACAAUAGGCUUUGGUGUGGCUGAGACACAUAGCCUUAUAAAAACAGCGAUUGUAGCUCCCUGUCUGAUGUUUUUUUGAAAGGUGUUCAGUUGCUUUAUUUUUGCAGAAGGUAAACAUAAACCAGUUCUCUGGAAACAAAUGACAUGUUCCACUACACGCACAUCAAUGACAUAAAAGGAUCCCACUACUGAAAAUGAAGGCUUAAUAAUAAAUUGUAUUAUUUUCCUAAGAGAUUCUACAUGUAAGAUCUUUUGACACCUUAAGAAGAAAAAAAUUCUGCAUCUAUUAAUGCUGGUUAUUAUGGAGGAGUCCCUCUAUUAAUUCUAUUUCAGCCUUAGAUUAAUUCUGAAUACCAUAAUUAGAAGAACAUAUUCUGUCAUCACUGCUCAAAUCUGUGUUCUUUGGAAUUCAGUUGUUUGUCAAGUACAAGGUGGAGCUGGCUCAAAUUAGAAAUAGUUCACCAAUGGUGUCACAAAAACGAGCGUUUGUAAGAUAAGAAUUCCAUUUUCAUUUAAAGGACCACUUGCUUUGAUUCGGCUUUCAUUGGUUAUUUGUAUUUACACAUCUUACUCAAAAGUUUCAGCAAAGCAGUUGGAACUAGGCAGGGUGUGAGGCUGUGUUGACCAUGACUCAGCCACACGUAGAGGCAGGGGGGCAGUCCUGCUGAUUGCUGUGGGAUUAAUCAAGUACUUCAAAUUGCGUAUCAAAUCAUGCACAUGGCUGAGACAGUCUUUAUGGAAAAUCAUUUAGGCAUGUGUUUCAGGUGCAGAAUAUGGUGAUGUGUUUUUGCUGAAUUUACAAUCAUAUUUUAACUUUCUAUACAGCCAACUGUUCUCGCUUUUUUUAUAGAAAAGCAUACAUUUUGCAUAUGGAGGGGAGAUAGUAACUGAUUCUCAGUAUAUCUAAAAAUGCCAAAUUUAACGAUGUUUUUCAUUUAUUUCCUGAAGCAUCCUAGGAUUUGGGAAUAAAAGCAGAGUUAUUCUUACAAGGUUAGUUAAUGAAUAUAGAACAUUAAUCAGCAAUUUAAACCAUUAGCCAAAUAAAAUAUUUGAAUUUCUGUUACAGUUUACCAGAAAAUUGUUUUGCUAUAUUUUGCUUUUAAAAUGACUCCAUAAAUAUGGGACCAUUAUGUGUUCGACAUAAAAUAUUCUGCUCUAACUAAGGACUGACUAAAUGGGUAUUUAUUUUUUUUUAAAUUAUAAACUUUACCUUCUGUAUGUUAAGCAGAACAAAUUUGAAUUUUGUCUCUGAUAAUAAAAUUUUGUACAGUAAUGUGUAACUCAUCACUGUCUUGAUUUUCUAACGUGGAGCCAUUGCUAAGAUAAAUAAUACCCAGCCUUUUGAUUAUGUUCCCAUUUCAGUUGAGAUUAACGGCUUUUUAAUACUGAAUAGAUAUACUGAUGUUGUACAGUGAAAAACAUGCAAGAAAAUGUAUUUUGACAUGAGGGAUUUUUCAAAAUACAUUAAAAUACUGAGACUAGCAGAAAGCAAGGAUCUGCAGAAGAUACAAAAUUUGGGCAUGGAAGUACUGUUAACACUCCAAGACUAAUAGGACGGAGACUGGAAUAGAGAGCAACAUCUAUCCUUUGUGCUUUUCUAUUUCUGUAAAUUUUGGAUAUGCAAAAAGAGAUCUUUUUGUUGGUAAAAGUUAUUUCAACUGGAAUACACUUCAAAUGGCUUUUUAAUAGAGUCCUUGAAUUCAAGCUAUUAUUUUCCUUUUUUGAAGAACAGUUUUCAGUAACAAUGAGAUGUGAAAUAUGUGCAAUUAUUUGCCCAUUGGAUACAAUCAUGUUCCCACUGAAGUCAAUUGGAGCUUUGACAUUGACAUCACUGGGAGUAAAAGCCAACCUUGUAUUUUUCAAAAUAUACCUUUCAAUGCCAAAAUGUCUUUUUUUCUUUAACAAUAAAGAUAUUUUCUUCUAUACUGCACAUCUUAAUCUACUGAAAAGCUGAAGGGAAUUAUUAAGGUCCUGGUUUUGCAGAGCACAACAAGCAGCUCUGAUGCUUUGUUUACAGGUAAGGAGAACUGGGGGCUAAAUGAGUGUGUUUAUAGUAUACUACCAUUAAAUACUUUCCUGUAUUAUACUGUGGCUACAAUUUUGGCCAUCCUAUACGCAUAUGUCCACAGAGUAAUGAGACGUACCGCUCAUAUCUCCUUUUUUCUGAGUUCAUGUCUGCAGCAGGAGUACAGGAGGCCCAGGGAGGUGGCUUUGGGGGGUCAGCAGAGAGCCUUCAAAUUAUGGGGAGAUACUGGUAUGUAGGAUGAACUGUGAAAAUCUAGGAUAUAUUUGCCCCCAAAAGGGGCCCUGUCCCUCCCUUUUCUACUGUUCAUACCUCUCCAGGAGCAUUUAAAUAGCAGAGAUGGAGAGCACAGCCACCUUGGAAGCACCCCUGGGAGAGGAGGCAGGACACAAGGAGGAAGAAAUGGCACUUCCCUCUGAAAUGCCAGUGGCAGCACAUCUCCUAAUCAAACAUCAAAAAGAACAUGCUUGUUUCUUUCCCAGUGCAGCCACUGCAAUCAACAGCACUUCAGUCGGUGGCUGAGCUGCUUUCAAGCUGAACAUUUUCAUACAAGUCCAAAUGAAGAGCUGUUUAUUUGCUCUCAGCUCGGUUGCUUCAGUAAGAGCUGAACUUUAAAGGCACCCAUUUGCUUUGAAAGCUCAGCAGCUGAGCUGGAGGGAGUAGGAGGGAGAGGAGUUAGAGCCUUUGGUUUGUAUAAUAAAUUGACUUGGGAGUAUUUGCUGUCUUAAUAAUGGAAAAUCAGUUUUUGCUGACUUAUUCCCUGUUUCAUCUCAUUCCUACCCAAAAUUAGAUAAUAAAUUAGCUUCCUUUAAACUUCAUCUUCUGCAGAGAAGCCACCGUGCAGAGUCCUACUGCUAUUAGAGGCAGUCUGACUCCUGCAUACUACGACUGAGCAGGACCAAGUACUCAGGAAAGAGGAGUAGCAAUUGACUGAGCCAGUGAUAAUCCUGGAUUUUCUGAGAAUCAAGCACAUAAACCUUGUGUUAGAGAAACAGUAUUGAUAAUGACAUAUUUGACGGCUGAGACUGUAUUAUGGAUGGGACGGGAACGUGAGCAGAAGGAUGGUUGUCAGAAAAGUGUAAUGUAGGUAAAGCUGCUAUUAUGUGAAAUAAUGAGGAUGUGCUUGGGGAAAUUAAAAGCCUUAUUGUGUUGAAACUUGGUCUUUGAUUUAGCAGCCACAUCUGCUAUGACCAGGAGCUAGUUAAAGUAAACAUAAAUUGCUGAAUGGUUAAAAGGAGGCACCCUACUGGUGAUUGCUGUUUGCAUCUUGGGGCAGAUGUUGAUUUACAGAAGCUUAUGUGCUGGACCUAGCUCGUACUGCCCUGUGUGUCUGUGCCAAUUUGUCCUAAGUCAUCCAAUUAGAAUUUGGACUAAUGGUGCAAGGCUGAAUGUGGGGCUAUGGUGAGAUGUGAUCCUCAUGUACAUUUCCCAUGUGUUACCUACUCCCCUUUCUGUCUCAGUCUUGCUGCUUUUCUUUUCAGGCCACAACAACUGUAGGAACUGCAGGUAGAGCCUGGGUAUAUUUUGUGUGGUUUUGCCUUUGUAUCAUCUUUCCUCUCAGCAGUAAUAAGAGGGUUGCAAUGAAGAACCAAGGCAGAAGGGUCUAAGUGGACUUAACCUUCCAUGGUGCUAACCAUCCUGCCCCUGUCCCACCAACGUGCCUCUCUAUCUGCUGCACUGAUAGAGCCUAACCACAGCACUAGGGCUUAAGACUAGUACAGCACAUGCAUUUUGCAG